Molecule: messenger RNA, 5451 nt
Organism: Trichogramma pretiosum
Lineage: Eukaryota; Metazoa; Arthropoda; Insecta; Hymenoptera; Trichogrammatidae
Gene: Ork1
Exons: 5
Coding region: 321-3890 (1189 amino acids)
Biological process (GO): stabilization of membrane potential; potassium ion transmembrane transport
Cellular component (GO): membrane
Molecular function (GO): potassium ion leak channel activity
Source: RefSeq, a predicted model, not a curated record
GCGACAGUAUUGCUCGAGUAGCGAUCGGCUCACAUACACAAAACACACCACAGAGGCAGUGUGCCUCGAAUUAUUGUGAAUCGAACGGCAACAGCAAUAGCAGAAGCAACAUUGUAACAUCGUUGCCAAAGUGUUGUAGUUACUGUUCUCUAUAAACAUCUUCGUUUUUUUCUUCGAUCGAGCAAAGGCUUGGAAGUUGAAAAAAAUGACUUCGUGACGAAAAGUUCAGUUUCCAACCCCGCAGUCGUCUUUCGAAGCUACAUUCGAUUAAAAAAAGAAACGCAUAAGUAUCAGGUCGACGAACAAGGCCAGCCGCCACGAUGAAGGCGAAAGAGCUGGUUCACAAGUGGUACGAGAAGCUGCCCAGUCCGAUAAACUGCUGGGACUGGCUGUGCAACAAGUUCCCCAAGACCUAUCCGUUCAUGUGCUUCAUGUUUUAUUUGGCAAUCGGCUCCUCGGUGUACUUCUGGAUCGAGUACGGGCCCGAGCAGGAGAAAAUCGCCGAGGAACUGGUGAAGCGCAAAAACUUUACAGUGGUAAUAACCAACGUCAUAGAAACUGGAAUGCGAGAAAAGAUGAACGCGAGUCAGAUCGCCGAACAAGUCUUCGUCGAGCUCGCCCAGUAUCUGGGUCAUGAGUUGGACCACUACAUAACCUUUCCUCCACUCGGGACCAAUUACACCUUCAUCAACUGCUUCUUCCUGGCGUUUUCUACCCUCAGCACGAUCGGCUACGGCAACAUCUCGCCAACGCGCAACUCGUCACGCCUCUUCACCAUAGUGUUCGCCUUUAUCGGCAUACCGCUGUACGCCUUGACCCUGGCGCGCAUCGGCGAGAUCUUCGCCCACAUCUUCAUGGAAGGCUACUACAAUUUCAAGGUGGACAUGCUGUCGCUCGAGCAGAAGGAACAAAUGGAGAUCGAGAGGUACAAGGCGAUGGGCCUGGAGCGCACCCCGGAGGACAUUGAGCGGGCCCGCCAGCUGCGCAGGUGGAUCUCGAUUCGAUUCUCGAUGAAGAUCGUGCUCUUCGUGAUACCGGGACUGUCGCUGAUGGUCGUGCUGCCGGCAAUACUGAUCGGCAGGGUGGAGAAGUGGACCUUCAUCGAGGCCGUGUACUUCGCCUUCAUCUCACAGACGACCAUCGGUUACGGAGACUUCGUUGCCGGUAUCAAAAGCAACAUAAAAAACAAAUGGGCCAACGGCUUCUACCAGACCUUCCUGUUCAUGUGGCUGUUCCUCGGUCUCAGCUAUAUCGCCAUGAUCAUACGAUUCAUCACCGACUUCAUCUCGAGCCGCAAACUGCUCAAGAUCGAGGCUGCCCUCAUCCAACGGCUGCGCCUCAAGCGCGGCAAAGUUUGGAACGAUCGCAUUCUGAAUUUCAAGUUCUUCCAGCGCAUGGCCGAGGAGAUGCAGCUGCACAAGGAAAUUAAGGAGCCGCUGCAGUACUCGUCGCCCCAAAUGUUCCUCGCCGAGUGGCAGAGCUGUCCGGAUCUGCGCAUGCUCGACACCCCCGAGUUCCAGGCUAUGGUCGAGGCAGAGGCGAUGAGACGCGUCAAGAGCGACACCGAUUUGCAAGCAUUGUACGAAGAAGAGAUGAUAGAGGAGAAGCCAAACAAGAACGAAAGAUGGGUAAUGCGUUCGGACGCAGCCGACCAGGUCGGGGACGAGCCAUGCAGAGCCUCCGAGAUUCUGUCUCGCCUUGUAUUGGCUCUGGGCUACGAGCCUCCGUGCUUCUGCGACGAGGAGGAUAAUUGCGAACAACAACAACAACAGAACGAGCAGAGCGUCUACGACACGGUGAGAUCGAUGUCGAUGGCAGCGGCCGACAGGUCGGAUUCACUUUCGCCGAUCGCCUUGGACGCCGCAGCCCUGGCUCAGCUCAACGCCAACACGAUCACCUCGAUGCAGAGCUACAACGCCGGCGGCGGCUACUCGAAUUACGACGCCAAGACCAUCACCCAGGACGAGUCGGUGUUCAGCCACUGGAGCACCACCAUAGGCCCGGAGAAGAUGACCCCCCUCGACAGCAAGUGGGACGUGUCGACGACGAGCGAACCAGCGAGGAACUUGGCGGCGGCGGCGGCGGGCCCAACAGUCGUGCCCGACAGCAAUCAGACGAGCGUGACGGGCUCGGCCGCGUUGGCGGCCCGACUGGCCCGCGGAAUGCGUCCGCGCUCCAACAGCGAGCACUUCGCCAACAAGCAGCACGCGCUCCCUUGCCGCUAUCGCAACGAAAUGACGUGGUACGGAGCGCCGACCAGCAAGGAAUUCGACGACGUCUUCAAACAGAGCCGUCGAGAGCAGGAGCAGGACAACAACAUCAUGCCGCAGAUACCGGAAUUGUCGUAUGGCUCGCAGCAGCAGCCGCAGCAGCAGUCGGCCAAGAGCAAAGUGUUUUCGCGCUUCAUGCGCUUCAACAAGUGGAUGAGGAGGCCCAGCAUCAUCGAGCAGCAGGUCGAGCGCAGCUACAACAGCAUCGAGGAGGCGAUGAGGCGCGACGCCGAGACCUUCGACGAGCUGCCCAAGGACUCGACCGUCAUCGACGUCAUCGAGCUCCAGCAACGCGAGCGCUCGCAGCGACGGGGCGAGCGGGCCAUCGAGGAGAUCACCACAAAUCUCAAUCCCAAGUCCCUCGAGGUGCUGGAGAACACCUCGGUGGCGGACCUGAUGCGCGCCCUGGCCCUCAUCAGCGUGGGCGCAGCCGGCAAUGUCGCGGGUGGCGGCGGCUACCGCCAGGUCGACGACCGAGGCCAGCCUCUUCUGCUGGACGACCAUCAGUUCAUGUCGAUCACGGGCCACAACGGCGUGGGCCUGGCGCCCGUCCCCAUGACCGUGGCCUGUCAGUCGGCUGGCGCCGCCGGUCAGCCGCAUCGGAAGUUCGGCACGGCGCAGCGGCCCCCGGAGAAGGGCCUCGAGAAGCUGCUGUCGCUGUUCGUGCCGCCACCAGGUACCGGAGGGACGGACACGGGCUCGUCCAACAACCAGUCGAACCAGUGCCCGUCCAGCGAUCUGCUGACGGAGGAGGAGCGGCAGCAUCUGCGCGGCAGGCGCGCCACUCAGGGCAACGCCGACAUGCUGGGUCUCAGGUCGCGCUUCGGCGAUCGCCGAUUCUCCCUCAGGCCGACCAGUUUCGGCGGCAGUGGUGGAAACGGCUCGUUCGGUCGGGGCGGCGACGCUUACACCAGCAGGCGACGCUUCGACGACCAUCAUCUGAUCGAGUCCUGCCCGAAGCGCUCGCUCGUCCAGACGGAGAGCCGACCCGGGAUCUCGUCGCCGGUCGCGCUGGCCGCGGCCAAGAGGGCGGCGCGCCGAUUCUCCGUGCGUCCGGCCGACAUCGCCUCGCCCAUAGGCAAGGGUGCCACCAGUCCCCUGAGCGUCGCCUCCGCGUCCAUCUCGUCGUUCGUCGAGACGGAUCCGGCUGGCCCGUCGCCGGACAGUCCGCGAAGUAGAUACGACCGACAGACCUCGCUGCAGACCGGCCCGAUUCCCCGUUGGAAGGCCGGCAUACUGCAGAAGGGCGCCUCGGCCUUCAGGCGAACACGAGCCUUCAGCCUGAGCGAACUGGACAAAGGCGGCAGCAGCGGCCGCGUCAACGGCAGUCCGCAGGGCGCGAGCGGCGUCGGUCGCGGCAGCAGCAGCAAACUGGCCAUCAGUCCGCUGGCCAUGAACGAGGCGGAGGGUCGCGGGAUGACCGUGAGCCAGCGGCUGCACACGAGCACCCAGAAGACCGUGACCAUCGUCACGCCCAAGAGCUCGGCCAGGGGCCUGAUGAUGAGCAGCCAGGUUGGUGGCGCUGCCGCGAACUUGAUGAUGACCACGUCGUCGCCGGAGUCGCCGCGCGAGCGAACCGAGUCGGGCAACGAGGCCGAUAACAGCUCCGAGGAGUCGUAGAGGAGACACGAAUGUAUAGAUUGUACAGAUGAUUUUUUAGAUUUUUACCCGCAAGCGAGUUCUUUUAGUUUUUAGAUGUAUCGAUGCUUUGGACGAGGACUCGUUGUCGUACAAAAUUUCAGUUUUUAAUCGUUCGUCAGUAUUUUCUGUAUAUAGUUUUCGUCUAGAGCGUCGAUAAUUAUGUAUAAAAUGUAAAUAAGACAAUUUUUAGUAGACAGUUUGAUUGUCUAUAAUGGACCGAAUCCAGGGGGGAAAUGUCUUUCUUUCAUUUACAUUAUAUUUUCACAAAUAUACCAGAGAUUUGAUAUUGCGUAUUCUAUCAUAAUUUUUUAGCGUUACGAUCGUAUUGUUGACUCGUUGUAUACACCGCACACGCAUGUAUUAUUUUAUUUUAUUACUCCUCGGUGUGAUAGACUGAAUAUCGUGAUAUAUUUUGUUUUUUUUUUUUAAUCGAAGAAUGUGAACUCUGCGAAGCAGAACGAGAGAGCCGAUUUAUUUUGUCCCGAGAUCAAUACUCAGUCAUUUUUACCGAUAACUUACGGAUCGUUAUUUUAUUAGCGUAGAGCGCGAUUGAACAAAAAAAAAGUUUCCUGUCACGUACAUUAUAAUUAUUAUACAUUUACAUAUUUGGUACAACACUUUGCAGAGAAGCCAUAUCAUGUAUUAAUUUUAAUUAUAUAGAGCUAAUGUUUUAUUUUACAUCGUGCCUCUUCUUUGAUUACGCUUAAAGUUACCAUUUUUUAAUUUAAGUCGAAAGAAUGUAAGAGACAAAACUGUAAGAUAACUGUGUAACUAUAAGGAACGACAAUAAAAAGGCUGUGACAAGUAUAGAGUUUCGAUCAAAUUGAUGCGAAUGAAAAACAAAAAAGAAUCGAAUUGACAUGCUCGAAGCGUAACGAGUUCGUUAUAGUAUUUUUACAAAUGCGGCUGUGAUUUUAAUCGUAGAAAGAGACAGUUUUUAAUGAAUAGUGAGAGCCUUAUCAAAUCAUACAAUGAUUAUUUUAGAUAAGAAAACGAUUUCCUAUAGGCAGCAAUGUAACACAUGAAUUAUUUUUUAAGAUUAAUUUCAAGUUGAAUUAAAUUGCGAACAAUUCCGUACGAGAGAAUUGCCUAUAAAGAUUAAUAUGAUUAUUAUAUAAUUUAUUGCGUCUUACGAAAUUAAUUAAAAAACUAUUCGGUAAAUUUCAUGCAAUACGCGUCCUAAAGAGGAAUUACCUGUAGUGAUUUUAAAGCGCACGAAGUACUUUUUAAGUUUUAUUAAAAAAUGACUUUUCCGUGUUCUGCGAACACGUCUCCCGUAGAGGAAUUUCCUGCGGUCAACAAUGUAUUGUAUCUGCGGACUUCUGAUUCAAAAAGUUAUCUUUAAUUGAUUUAUGAUUAAGUACUUCAUUUGUAAGAAUUUCCUAUCUGAUACAAUAUGUUGCCUUUUUAAUAUACGUUUCAAUUAAUUGUUUGAAAACUCAUCCUAAAAAUGUCUGAUACUUGCAAAGUACGUGACGUAUUUUCGAUGAAACAACCUUUCAAUAAAAUUGAUAAAUAAAAAAUUUGAGUGCAAUAGAAA